UGUCCCUAUGGCAUCUCACUUUGUGUUAAGUAAGGAUCAGUCUCCCAAGACUGCUCCUGAAAUUGAGAAAAUGAAAUCUGUGCCUUAUUCCAGUGCAAUAGGGUCGGUGAUAUAUCUUAUGGUUAGCACUAGAUCUGAUAUUGCAUAUGCGGUUAGUUGCUUGAGUAGAUAUAUGUCCAACCCUGAUUUGCCCCAUUGGAAUGCUCUUAAGUGGUUGCUUAGAUAUCUGAUUUCUACUGUGAAGCAUGGAUUAAUUUUCUCUAAAUGUGCUAGUGGUAUUGAUUUGAUUGGUUAUGUUGAUUCUAACUAUGCAAAUGAUAAAGAUAACAGGAAGUCGACCACUUCUUAUGUUUUUACUUUGUGUGGCUCUUGCAUUAGUUGGAAGUCUCAACUACAGCCUAUUGUGGCCCUUUCUACUACUGAGUCCGAGUAUGUUGCAGCCACAGAAGCGUUUAAGGAAGUCAUCUGGCUCAAACGCCUUGUCUCCGAAAUUGGGUUUCUCAAAAAGGGAGUUACCAUUUUCUCGGACAGCCAAUCGGCUAUCCAACUUUGCAAAAAUCCUGUAUUUCAUGAUAGAACUAAGCAUAUUGAUGUUAGGUUCCAUUUCGUACGUGAUAUUGUUGAUGCAGGUGGAGUCAAGCUGUGCAAGAUCCCGUCAGAGUUUAACCCCGCGUAUAUGGGUACCAAGUGUCUUUCUGCUGAGAAACACUUGUCCUGUAAACUCGUGUUAAACUUUGACUGUGGAUAACUGUGGGUUGCGUAAUAAAGUGUUUGCCCGUUUUAUCUAUUGAUAUUCCGGGUGACCCGGAGAUGAUGAGUCUUGUCACAACCUUAUAUUGUUGGAGGUAUUGGUCCUACCAAGGCCCCCCUUCCACUUUAUUUGCUGAGGCUUGCACCCUAUUGUUUUACUCCCACUUUGGUACCUUUUCUUGGUAUAUAUCCUGAUCAAAUAUAUACCUAUUUUGAGCGGUUGACUUAAUCCUCUUGGCUGGCCCCUUCUCUGCUUCUUGUCCGCUGCACUCUUUGUCUGGCAGCCUGUGAGCCUUUUUUUGUCUUGGCUCUCACCCGUGACUUCCUUCUGGCCUUGGCCUCUUCUUGUGAUAGGAGCCUGCGUAAGUUUGUUCCAGAGAGCAGUGCCCUCUUCUUCUCUUUCCCUUUGUGUGAGAAUAGAGAGAGGGUUUUAGUGGUGAGAAGAAAAAUUAGAGUGUGCAAAAGCCUCCCCUAGAGUGGUGUGUGAGAGUGUGUGGAGAUAGACCUGAGCCGGAGACGGAUAUACGGUCCUAACAACACGAUCACCUUGGCUACUGCCUUGCUGAUUAUGGUUUGAAAUUACAUCAGACCUUCUUGGCUUGCUUGGAUAUAUGAGUAUUCUUUGAGCCUUGGGAAAUGGGUGUUCACAAAAAGGAGUAGUUUCUCUAUGUCAAAAUCUAUUUCUGCAUAUAUUUUUUUUCAGGUACAUGUGCUGGAAAAUUUGUUUUCCCAAAGGAGUAGUUUC
Molecule: messenger RNA, 1495 nt
Organism: Cuscuta europaea
Lineage: Eukaryota; Viridiplantae; Streptophyta; Magnoliopsida; Solanales; Convolvulaceae
Source: the annotation of a GenBank genome assembly